Messenger RNA from Notothenia coriiceps (black rockcod), 442 nucleotides. Its product is annotated as diacylglycerol kinase delta-like. The record is from RefSeq and is a predicted model, not a curated record. NCBI's taxonomy places the organism in Eukaryota, Metazoa, Chordata, Actinopteri, Perciformes, Nototheniidae. The coding region runs from base 22 to 357 and encodes 111 amino acids. The transcript is spliced from 2 exons.
CUCCCCGGGUUUGGAGGCAGGAUGGCGGCUGCAGAGGGCUCAGAGCCCCGCUGUCCGGAGGAUUCUUCAGACAGCGAGCCGGAGCAGGAGCCCGGAUCCCCGCAGAAACUCAUCCGGAAAGUGUCCACGUCCGGACAGAUCCGCAGCAAGACGGUGCUGAAGGAGGGUUUCCUCCAGAAGCAGAGCAGCUCCUUCCAGCGCUGCAAGAGGCGCUACUUCAAGCUACGAGGAAGGACCCUGUACUACGCCCAGACCCCCAAGGUAUAUACUAAUAUAUAUACUGUAUAUACACACACACAUAUACACAUCUAUAGCUGCGAGGAAGGACCCUGUACUACGCCCAGACCUCUAAGGUAAUACCAGUGUGCUACGGGGCGCAAGCCAGGUACAAAAAAUACAUAAAUAAUAAUAAUUUAAUCAAUUUAAUCACUCUUAAUUAAGA